AUGGCUGUCUUUUCCAAGGUGCUGGGGAGUGCGAUCUCCCUCGCCUAUGUUGUUUCGGCAUUAAACAAUGGCCUUGCUGUGACACCUCAAAUGGGUUGGAACGACUGGAAUGCGUUUCAGUGCAAUCUGGACGAGCAGUUAAUCCUCGCCACAGCCGAUGUGAUCAAGAACACCGGGCUGAGAGAUUUGGGCUACCACUACGUCAUUCUGGACGAUUGCUGGUCCUCUGGACGCUCCUCGAGCGGACAGCUCGUUGCCGAUGCGAAGAAGUUUCCCAAUGGGAUGAAGUACGUGGGUGACCAGCUUCAUGCCAGCGGCUUUGGCUUUGGAAUGUACUCGAGCGCUGGUACCAAGACGUCUCGGCAGGGAGACAACCGACGCCAACACCUUCGCCAGCUGGGGGUGGAUUAUCUGAAAUAUGACAACUGCAACAACCAAGGCGAGUCAGGGAGCCAAGCCGUCAGUUCCGCUCGAUACGAUGCCAUGGAAAAGGCACUCGCAGCAACUGGUCGCAAGAUUCUCUAUUCCCUGUGUAAUUGGGGUGAAGACUCUCCUUGGAUCUGGGGUCCCUCGGUUGGAAAUUCCUGGAGAAUCACCGGUGAUAUCACCGAUCGCUUCAACACUCAGUCUUCGACUUGCCCCGUUCCCAACUCUGGUGGAUAUGGUUGCUCCGUUACCCAGAUAUUGUCCAAACAAGCCCAGAUUGCAUCCUACUCCGGUCCCGGUGGCUGGAACGACUUGGACAUGCUCGAGGUUGGCAACGGGGGUAUGACGGACGAUGAAUAUGUGGCGCAUUUCAGCAUGUGGUCCGCCGCCAAGAGCCCCCUCAUCAUGGGCAACGACAUGCGAAAGUUAAAGGCCAGUGACUGGUCGAUCCUGGCCAACCCUGCAGUGAUUGCGGUCAAUCAAGAUCCGCUGGGCAAAGCCGCCCUCUACCGAUGGACGCACAACAACGUGCAGCUGUGGAGUGGCCCUCUGGCCUCUACCACCGGUAGUUCAGUCGAUGACAUGGUGGUCGUUCUCUACAACAACGGCGGCUCGAGUACCACCGCAUCUGCCAGUCUGGCCGACAUCUUCGGCUCUUCCAACGUGCCGAAUGGCAAGUUUGAGAUUCGUGAUCUCUGGGGAUCCCGACUCAGCAGCAGCCAAGCCCAGGCUGUCCUCAACGACGGUGCUGCCGCUCACUCGUCGUGGUUGUACAAUGCUAGUCAGCAAAGCUACAAGACCGGACUGGAGAAGGCAGACUCCAAGCUUUUGGGCACCGCGGUGGGGACCGUCUCCGGCGCCACCGGGUCCAUCUCUCAGUCCGUCCCGGCCCUGGGCUGUCGAAUGUUCCGCCUUCGCGCCGUGGGAGACUCGACCACCACCACCGCCAAGACCACGGCCACAACCACUCAAGCCGGCACGACGACCACGGCGGGAGGUCAGGGUCCUCAACAGACUCAGUAUGGCCAAUGCGGCGGUCAGGGUUGGACCGGACCCACGGCAUGUGUACCGCCGGCGACCUGCCAUUCACAGAACCGUAAGUACUAA
Molecule: messenger RNA, 1533 nt
Organism: Penicillium diatomitis
Lineage: Eukaryota; Fungi; Ascomycota; Eurotiomycetes; Eurotiales; Aspergillaceae
Product: Alpha-galactosidase 6
Exons: 6
Coding region: 1-1533 (510 amino acids)
Biological process (GO): carbohydrate metabolic process
Cellular component (GO): extracellular region
Molecular function (GO): cellulose binding; alpha-galactosidase activity
Source: RefSeq, a predicted model, not a curated record